GUCACUGCAGUGACUCUGUAUACCAGGCUACUCGAUCGCUGAUGGGCCAGAAGGCUUUACGAGCUCCGCCACCAAUUCCAAGGUUGUGUUGUAGUGGCUACAUACUAUGGGAGCUAUAACGUUCCUACAACAUGUCGGCAAUACCACAGCGCCACCAGACGAGCGCCUGCUAAGCGCUGAUCUAGCGAGCUUUCCAUAGACUGAAACAUCCAUUCAACCAAAUCACGCUUUACACUGAUCAUCACUCGACAGCUUCAUCAUUGCACAAUCUAAGUCCAAGUUUCGAUUCAAAUCUUCUUAGUACUUUCAGUUGGUUCAUUGUAUCUCGCAUACAACAACCUUCGUCAAUGGGUGACGAUCAACUUCUUGAAGGAAUUUGGGAGAAACUCUCCCAGGUUGCCGUCAAAGGUGCCCAAUACAACUCCCGUGAACGUCAACCCCACCCAAAAUGUUUGAAAGGGACCCGGGUUGAUCUCCUCAAAUACAUCCACAAAUUACUAGACGACCCAGAGAAGAACCACCUCAUCUGGCUGCAUGGAACGGCUGGCGUCGGAAAGUCUGCUGUUGCGUUUACAGUUGCUGAAACAAUGAAAGGUAUGAAAGUAAACGAAAAGACGAACAUUGAAAAACGGCUAGCGGGAACAUUCUUUUUUUCGCGCAAGCACACCGAACGUCGCACGGCUGGAUAUUUAUUUGCGACACUUGUCUACCAGCUUUCCACCAAUUUUCCAAGCAUCCGGAAGGAUGUGAGCAGAGCGAUUCGCAACAAUCCUGCUCUACUAGACCCAGACACACCUCUCUGCGACCAGAUGGAGAAGCUCUUUCUUCCAGCUCUCCGUGGGCUUCACCUCAGAUUGCGCGGGUGUCAGCCUUUGACAUUUGUUGUCGAUGCGCUUGAUGAA
Messenger RNA from Suillus discolor, 902 nucleotides. RefSeq lists its product as uncharacterized. The transcript is spliced from 3 exons. The record is from RefSeq and is a predicted model, not a curated record. Lineage: Eukaryota; Fungi; Basidiomycota; Agaricomycetes; Boletales; Suillaceae. The annotation marks the transcript as partial.